AUGGCUGCCAAAACGGACCUCGGUACCUACAAGCUGAAUCAUACUAUGAUUCGGGUGAAGGACCCCAAGAAGUCUCUCGAGUUCUACGAGUUCAUCGGCAUGAAGGUGAUCCAGAAGCUGCCCAACCCCGACGCAAAGUUCGACCUGUACUUCCUCGCCUACGACUCCCCCAAGGCCGUCUCCCACGGCAACAACGUCUGGGAUCGGGAGGGCAUUGUCGAGCUGACGCACAACUACGGCACCGAGGACGACCCCAACUACAAGGUCAACAACGGCAACGUCGAACCUCACCGGGGCUUUGGCCACACCUGCAUCGUCGUCGACAACCUGCAGGCUGCCUGCCAGAGGCUCGAGGACGCCGGGUACAAGUUCCAGAAGAAGCUCAGCGACGGGAGGAUGCGCUAUGUCGCCUUCGUCCUGGACCCCGACGGGUACUGGGUCGAGGUCAUUGGCGAGAAGCCCCUGGAGGAGACCGAGAACAUCAAGGAGACUGAUGUGUCCACCUACCGCAUGAACCACACCAUGCUCCGCAUCAAGGACCCUGAGAGAUCGCUGAAGUUCUACCAGGAGACUAUGGGCAUGAAGCUCAUCAGGGAGCACAACGCCAAAGAGGCGGGCUUUUCGCUGUACUUCCUGGCCUACCCCGGCUCUCAAGGGAUUCCCGAUGCCAACGCCAGUGAGGAGGAGCGACGCAACCAGCAGCUCAAGCGCGAGGGUCUGCUCGAGCUGACAUGGAACCACGGCACGGAGACGGACGAGAAGUUUAGCUACCACAACGGCAACAACGAGCCCCAAGGAUUCGGGCACAUUUGCGUGACGGUUGACAACAUUGAGGCUGCGUGCCAGCGGUUCGAGGAGCAGGGCGUCAGCUGGAAGAAGAGACUGACCGAUGGGCGGAUGAAGAACAUUGCCUUUGUGCUGGAUCCUGAUGGAUACUGGAUCGAGAUUGUCCAGAACGAGCGGCUCUCGGGCAAGGCCAACUUUUAG
Molecule: messenger RNA, 987 nt
Organism: Thyridium curvatum
Lineage: Eukaryota; Fungi; Ascomycota; Sordariomycetes; Thyridiales; Thyridiaceae
Exons: 5
Coding region: 1-987 (328 amino acids)
Molecular function (GO): metal ion binding; lactoylglutathione lyase activity
Source: RefSeq, a predicted model, not a curated record